UCACUCAGACCACAGAGAACAUGAAAGACACGAGGAAAUAGACACAGUAGCCUACAGAAAAACACUGUCCAGUGGGUUACAGUCUCUGGAGGUUUGAGGGGAAAACUGGUUCUGAACUGUGAAUGUCUCUCAUCUGUGCAUAUGAAUUAGUAAAUUAAAAGAAGCAUCUGUUCAUUCCUCAUUUGAAUAUCCUCAACCAGCUGGGGAAAACACGAGGAGUUUUGCAGACUGCAGGAUGUUCUCGUCAGUAAAGCCGUUUGAAGGGCAGCAGUUUUCAGCCCUGAGGAAACAGUGCCAGCAGAACAGGACUCUGUUCGAAGACCCACUCUUCCUCCCUCUGGACCAGUCGCUCUUCUAUCAUGGAAACCGCAUUGGAAAAGUCACCUGGAAGAGACCAAAGGAGCUCUGUGAAGACCCACACUUGUUUGUGAAUGGAAUUAGUGCCCAUGACCUGCACCAGGGGCAGCUGGGAAACUGCUGGUUUGUGGCAGCGUGUUCCAGUCUAGCUUCCAGAGAAGCUCUGUGGCAGAAGGUUAUUCCUGAUUGGAAGGACCAGGAAUGGGAGAAACCAGAGAGCUAUGCUGGGAUUUUUCAUUUUCGGUUCUGGCGUUUUGGGGAAUGGGUGGACAUCGUCAUUGAUGACCGACUGCCAACCGCAAACGGGAAGCUCAUCUACUGCCACUCCAACGACAGUAAUGAGUUCUGGAGUGCUCUGGUGGAGAAAGCCUAUGCCAAGUUAUGUGGAUGUUAUGAGGCUUUGGAUGGUGGCAACACAGGUGAUGCUCUGGUGGAUUUCACUGGCGGUGUAUCCGAGCCCAUGGAUCUGCUGGAAGGGAAGUUUAACCAGGAGGAAGAGGCCCGUCAUCAGCUGUUUGAGCGGGUUCUGAAGGUCCACAACAGAGGAGGCCUGAUCAGCUGCUCCAUUAAAGCGACUACUCAGGCGGACAUGGAGGCCCGUUUAGACUGCGGCCUGGUCAAAGGUCACGCGUAUGCUGUAACUGAUGUGCGUAAGGUGCGUCUGGGCACCGGCCUGCUGGCCUUCUUCAAAUCAGAGAAGCUCUCCAUGAUCCGCAUGAGGAACCCGUGGGGUCAGAGAGAGUGGAAUGGAGCUUGGAGCGACAGCUCAGAGGAGUGGAAGAGAGUCAGUAAGAGUGAGCGAGAGCGGUUGGGUGUGACCGUGGAGGAUGAUGGCGAGUUCUGGAUGGAUUUUGAUGAUUUCUGUAAGUAUUUCACAGACCUGAUUCUGUGCCGCUUGAUUAAUACGUCGUACUUGAGCAUCCACAAGACCUGGGAUGAGGAAGUGAUGCAAGGCUCCUGGAGUCGCCACGACGACCCUUUAAGGAACCGAUCUGGAGGCUGCGUUAACCACAAAGCCACGUUCCUCCAGAACCCACAGUACGUGUUUGACGUGACGAAGCCAGAGGAUGAAGUUUUGAUCUGCCUACAGCAGCAGGACAAGAGAAUCCGAUCCAAAGAAGGGAAAGGAGAGAACGUGGCCAUCGGCUUUGAUAUCCAAAAAGUGGAGCUCAACCGGACGUACCGCAUGCACAGUAUUCAGAAAACGGUGGGCAGCUCCAUUUACAUUAACUCCCGCAGCGUCUUUCUGCGCAAGGACCUGAAGGAGGGCCGCUAUGUCAUCAUUCCCACGACCUUUGAACCCGGCCUGCAGGGAGACUUCCUGUUGCGCAUCUUCACGGAUGUACCUUCCGGCUUCAAGGAGCUGACAGUAGACGAGCCGCCCCAGACGUGUUGGACGGGGUGUUGUGGGUAUCCAAAGCUGGUCACGCAGGUGCACGUCCACAGAGCAGACGGACUCAAGGCUCAGGACUCAGAUGGAUCGUCUGAUCCGUACGUCAUCAUCAGCUGUGAGGGAGUGAAGGUUCGUUCUAAGGUGCACAAAGACACACAGACCCCAGACUUUGACGUGAAGGCUGUUUUCUACAGGAAGAAGCCAAAAGAGCCGAUCUGCAUUCAGAUCUACAACAAGAACCUUCUGAAGGACUCGUUCAUGGGUCAGGCGACCUUGAGCGGUGACCUGUCUGACCUGCAGCAGCUUCACACCCUUCACCUGCGGGACAAAGGAAACCGGCAGAACAAUGACCUCUCGGGUCUCGUCUCGGUGAGCCUCAGUACCAGCGACGUCCUGACCAACAUCUGACGUCACUCACGGUCAACGCUGUUCCUGUGGUACUUUAUCUGUUGUAUUGCACAUAUAUUUACAUAGUCAAGGUUUUCUUUUGGGAAUGUUUCUUGGAAGCAAAAUGUACUUGUUUACAAGCACUUUUUACACCUUAAAGCUGUCAUUUCCUGGUAUUAGGUGCUUCCUAUUGUGUUUGUCUUGGAAAAUAUAUAUAUAUAUAUAUCGGAUAUUAUAGGACAUGCAUCUAUCACUAUAUGAAAUAGCAUGCUGUAUAUGCAUUUAUCUAAUACCUCUUGUCACUAUUCAGGUAAGGUAGUGCAGAUAUGUAGUAAUGAAUUUCAGUUUCAUUUUUGUAUGUUAACAUAAUUUGGCCAAACAAUCAGUAAUUGAAGGUAAAGGACUUUUUCUGUUUAAUCUCUGUUUACACUAAAUGUUUAAAUAUGGAGGGCAUUCCUUUUAUGUAUUUUUCUCCUUGAAAUAUUUGCCAUAAUCUAGUGUUGAUUUUUAUGAACCUGUGCCAAGUUUGUCAAGCUUUUGUGAAAUGAAACAUUUCUCCAAAUUAUGUAGUGUUUUAUCAGGUCUUUUCAUGUGUUUACCAGAAUCCAGGAUUCAUUUAUUUUGAACAUGGUCUUCGAAGUGAAGGUAUCAGACAGA
Molecule: messenger RNA, 2794 nt
Organism: Rhinichthys klamathensis goyatoka
Lineage: Eukaryota; Metazoa; Chordata; Actinopteri; Cypriniformes; Leuciscidae
Gene: capn5a
Product: calpain 5a
Exons: 13
Coding region: 236-2158 (640 amino acids)
Biological process (GO): proteolysis
Cellular component (GO): cytoplasm
Molecular function (GO): calcium-dependent cysteine-type endopeptidase activity
Source: RefSeq, a predicted model, not a curated record